AUGACUGAACAACCUUCUUUAAAACGAAAAUUGAACGAAUCACCUACACGACACAGGCCAAUAGAACACUCUAAAACUUCCACAGACACCAACGGCCUCAUUUGGUCCAGACAUCACUGGAGCAAACUUGAGGAAUGGUACAUUGUAGAGGACCGUGAUUAUGUAAAAGCAGCAGAAGCUUAUUACAGCCACCAUUGCAUUCAAGCUGAAGAAACAUGGACACUAGCUCAACUCACAAAGAAGAGCAGAUGCUUGGAUACAUUUGCAAAAGCCCAUGAUAAUUUAUUGCCGUCCGAAUUACAACAGAAACGAAGGGAAAUCAUGAUGACACAGCUACCACCACUACCACCACAGCGUACACCCAGCCUCACACCUCAAGGCACUCCUACGCGUAUGAAUAGUGAUGAAACGAGACUGUAUAGAAGCCCAGUGCGUGAUUGGUCGCCUCGCAAUACACUGGACGACAAUGACGCACCACUACAGCAGCAGGAACAAACGAGCCCGUAUCGUUUCCGCCCUUCUUUGCUGGAAAGAACACCGUCCGUGAAACAAGAAACUGAGGAUCCUGUGCGCUCGCCCAAUCGUUUUCGCCCUUCUUCACUGGAAAGAGCACCGUCCAUGAAGCGAGAAACUGAGGAUAUCGUGCGCUCGCCCAAUCGGACGCUGUCGAGAACGGAUAGCUUGCUUCGUCAAAGUUCUUAUUCUGAAGACAUGCCGCCAGCAAAGUAUCCCAAGCUUAAAAGUUACCCUAGUGAUAUGAGUCUUUCUUAA
Molecule: messenger RNA, 771 nt
Organism: Mucor mucedo
Lineage: Eukaryota; Fungi; Mucoromycota; Mucoromycetes; Mucorales; Mucoraceae
Exons: 1
Coding region: 1-771 (256 amino acids)
Source: RefSeq, a predicted model, not a curated record